UAAACUCUUUAGUAUUUGAGGAAUGAAAGCAAGGAUAUGUACUUUAAAUCAAUUACUCUCCUACUCUUGACAAUAUGUGGGUCAAUCUCAUUUUCUCUGGAAUACUUGGAUCCUUUCCUAGAAUUCAACCCAUUCUCCCCAGUAAGCCUUCCUGAUAGCGAAGAAGAGGUUGUUACAACCGAACCUAAAACCGUCUCACAAACGUGCAAAAGAAAAAUAUUUCCUUGGGAUUUCAUAGAAAAGAAAAUUGUUGAUGAUAAACUAUAUUCUCGUAGUUGCAAACGUGUAAAAUGCAAUCCAAAAAACAUAACGGAUUUUUUAAAUGCUAGAACACAAGUUCUAAAUAGCUCUCAAUCUAUAAAUACCUUCUCCAUGAACAAUAGGUCCGGUGAUGUAUGUGUGGUGGUAAUGUUUUAUGCCAAUUGGUGCAGAUUUUCAGCCAAAGCAGCCCCACAUUACAAUGCCCUUGGACGACUAUUCUACAACUUAGAUGUAGUAGCAAUCGAUGGUGUUCAUUUUAAUAAUUUAAAUCAAAAGUUUGGCACAGUUUCUGUUCCUAAUAUUGUUAUAUUACAUAAUUCCAAACCAAUAGCGAGGUUUAAUGGGUCAACUAGGAAUUUAGAAAGUAUGAUAUACUUUGUAAGAAAUGUUACAGGUUUAACAACCAACUAUACAAAUUGGACGUUGCUACCGGAAGAUUACUUAGGACCAGUACCAACCGUGGCUUUGGAAAAAACAGACUAUUGUCUCUGGGGAUCUUGGGCUUUUAUUGUUAUUAUUUGUUUAAAAAAAAUAACUAGUUUUGUUAAAACAAGAGCAUUUCAAGGUGAAGUUGAAGUUCACAGACUUGAAAACUGA
Messenger RNA from Dimorphilus gyrociliatus, 858 nucleotides. The record is from the annotation of a GenBank genome assembly. Lineage: Eukaryota; Metazoa; Annelida; Polychaeta; Dinophilidae.